Molecule: messenger RNA, 1236 nt
Organism: Perognathus longimembris pacificus (Pacific pocket mouse)
Lineage: Eukaryota; Metazoa; Chordata; Mammalia; Rodentia; Heteromyidae
Gene: Serpinb2
Product: serpin family B member 2
Exons: 7
Coding region: 1-1236 (411 amino acids)
Biological process (GO): negative regulation of endopeptidase activity
Molecular function (GO): serine-type endopeptidase inhibitor activity
Source: RefSeq, a predicted model, not a curated record
AUGGAAGAUCUUUACGUAGCAAACACCAUCUUUGCCCUCAAUUUCUUCAAGCAUCUGCUGAAUACGAGCCCCACCGAGAAUAUCAUCUUCUCGCCACUGAGCAUUUCGUCCACCAUGGCCAUGCUCUGCCUAGGUGCUAGGGGCAACACUGAGGAACAGAUAGCCCGGGUGCUUCACUUUGACAAAGUUGCUGGCUAUGAUGUCACCCCCAAAACCCCCGAAAACUCCACUGGCUGUGACUUCAUGCAACAGAUACAGAAGGGAACUUAUCCCAAUGCUAUUUUACAGGCACAAGCAAGAGACAAAGUCCACUCAUCUUUCCAUGCGCUCAUCUCCGCCAUCAACGCGUGCAAAGAAGGUUAUAUAUUGGACAGUGCUAGUAAGCUGUUUGAAGACAAGUCAUCAAGACUCACGAAAGAAUACAAGGAAGACUGUAAGAAAUAUUAUUCCAGUGAACCGCAGGCGGUAGACUUCCAAGAAUGUCCAGAAGAAGCGAGACAAAGGAUUAAUUCCUGGGUCAAUACUCAAACUGAUGGCAAAAUUCCAGACCUGUUGCCUAAAGGUUCUGUAGAUGAACAGACCAAAAUGGUUCUGGUGAAUGCUAUCUACUUCAAAGGAAGGUGGAAAACGCCAUUUGAGAAGAAACUAAAUGGACUUUAUCCUUUCCAUGUGAGCUCGACUCAAACAGUAUCUGUGCAGAUGAUGUAUUUGCGGGAGAAUCUCAACAUUGGAUACAUAGAGGGUAUCCGUACUCAAGUUCUAGAAAUCCCAUACUCUGGAGAUGUCAGCAUGUUUGUGUUCCUUCCUGAUGCAUCCUCUAGUAUAGAGUUGGUGGAAAGUGAGAUAAAUUAUGAGAAUCUCAGCAAGUGGAUCAGCACUGACAUCAUUGCUGAAGAUGACGUGGAAGUGUACCUACCUCAGUUCAAACUAGAAGAGCGUUAUGAGCUCAAACCCAUUUUGCAAAGCAUGGGCAUAGAGGAUGCCUUCAGCAAAGGCCAGGCCGACUUCUCGGGAAUGUCAGAGCAGAACGAUCUCUUUGUUUCGGAUGUGUUCCAUCAAGCCUUGGUGGAUGUGAAUGAGGAGGGCACCGUAGCAGCUGGUGGCAGCGGGGCUGUUUUGACGGGGAGAACCGGGCAUGGGGGCCCACAGUUUGUGGCAGACCAUCCCUUUCUCUUCCUUAUCUGUGAUAAACCAACUAUGACUAUUUCAUUUCUUGGCAAACUCUCCUCACCCUAA